AUGGAAAACAAAUGCUGUCUAAUAGUGCUUGAUGGCUGGGGGUAUAACGAAGCCGAGUCUCCAGACAUAAUAGAUGGGGUGCUGCUGGCUAACCCCAAAACUAUGCGAUCCCUUUGUAACACGUACUACAGUACACUAUUGUAUGCGCAUGGUGCGUAUGUUGGUCUUUUAUCAGAUAAUGAAAUGGGUAAUUCAGAAGUAGGGCAUUUAACACUGGGAUCAGGCCGAGUGAUAGUUCAAGACAGUGUAAGGAUCAGAAACACACUGGCAGGAGAUUCUUCAUCAAUUGCUGCCAAGCUGUUUCCUAGUGACAUAGACUCUGUCUAUAUAUUUGGCAUUCUAUCAGAUGGUGGGAUACAUGGGCAUUGGCACAAUAUUCGAGACAUAGCUAUAAUUGCAUCUAAGCAUUGUAAGAAAGUAUACGUUCACAGUGUAUCAGAUGGAAGAGACACACAGCCAGAGAUGUAUCUAAAAUAUCUUGAUGCAUUUAUAGAAAGCGUUCCAGAUAAUGUUUGGAUAGUUUCUGUUUCGGGGAGAUUCUAUGCAAUGGACAGAGACAAGAGAAAUGAGCGAACUGAUGCAUACUUUAAUGCAAUAACUACUUCAAAUACGAAUGGUAGUGCCGAAAAUAUAGAUAGAGAAAAGUGCAUAGAAGGAAUAAGAGCACACAUUGCCAGCUCAUACUCGCAAGGAGUGUCAGAUGAGUUUAUAGAGCCUGUGUGUUUUGCUGGUUGGAUAGAAAGCACGUUUCCUGUUAUUAUAACAAAUUUCCGUGCAGACAGGAUUAGACAAAUAUACAGCAAAUUCAGCCAAUACACAGCAACAUACACAAUGACAAGGCUGUACAACGACCAAGAUGCAUCGAGAGUAUUGUUUGAGCGGCCUUCUAUAAGCGAUGCUCUUGGGGACAUUAUUGAAGAAAAAGGAAUGCGGCAGGUAAGAAUUGCAGAGAGCGAAAAGCAAGCACAUGUAACCUUUUUCUUUGAUGGUGGAAAGGACAAAAGCAGAAAAAAUCAGCAAAUAAUUAUUCACCCCAGUAAGAAGGUUUCUACAUUUGAUUUGGCGCCAGAAAUGGAGGCUUCUUUGGUGUCACAGUCCAUUCAGGAUAGUAUGGCAGAAGGAAUUGACUUUAUUCUAGCCAAUUUUGCUAACUGUGAUAUGGUAGGCCAUACUGGAUUAGUUGAGCCAACUGUGGCUGCAGUAAAAUCUGUAGAUGAACAGAUACAUAAUAUAUAUACAGCAGCAAAAAAAUAUAAUUACAAUCUAAUAAUAACUGCUGAUCACGGAAAUGCAGAAAUAAUGAAGAAUAAAGAAGGUGUGGUUAAAUCACACAGCAGAAACAGAGUGCCACUUAUAGUUAUACAAAACACCCUGUUCCAAGACACUCUAGUCACCACUGGAGACGACUUUGUUUUUAAAUCAAGCCAUAAUUAUUCCCUAAAGGAUGUGGCACCAACCAUACUAGACAUUAUGCAGAUAGAAAAGCCAGAUUCUAUGACUGGGCAGUCUUUGAUAGCCAGUUUGCACACAAAUUCAGAUAAACUUGACGAACAUUGUACAAAAUAG
Nematocida parisii ERTm1 is the source of this 1566-nucleotide messenger RNA. Its product is annotated as 2,3-bisphosphoglycerate-independent phosphoglycerate mutase. The transcript has a single exon. Gene Ontology annotation, cellular component: cytoplasm; cytosol. Gene Ontology annotation, biological process: glucose catabolic process. The coding region runs from base 1 to 1566 and encodes 521 amino acids. Gene Ontology annotation, molecular function: manganese ion binding. The record is from RefSeq and is a predicted model, not a curated record. NCBI's taxonomy places the organism in Eukaryota, Fungi, Microsporidia.